Molecule: messenger RNA, 1136 nt
Organism: Pecten maximus
Lineage: Eukaryota; Metazoa; Mollusca; Bivalvia; Pectinida; Pectinidae
Exons: 3
Coding region: 126-1136 (336 amino acids)
Source: RefSeq, a predicted model, not a curated record
GGGAAAAUGUAUGGAACAUUCUUAUAUGUGAUAGUCACGUCAUUCUUAGCCGUCUGGGAGAUCAGAAGGGUUACAUAGGAUACUUUAAAGUGAUGAUUCUGUGUAGGGAGACUUAAUAAUCAACCAUGGCCGACUACGAACGGAUACCCGGAUUUGUUUCCGGAGGCUUUGAUAUGUACCAGAGCGGCCGAUUUUAUAGCGAGAAACAGAAAUAUAAACAGUUGUUAGCGUCGCACGAACGCAGAAAAGAAAGGUAUAAAAGGCGGGACAGACACGGCAAAGAUCAGAAGAACAGGCGACCGGAAGAGGACAUCGUCAGAACCGGAAGUGAGGAGGAAUAUGAAAAGCCGGUUCGACAACGCAGGAACACGCGAAAAAGGAGCAUGCGCAAACGUGAUGACGAAUUAAUGGCGUCAAUUGAACGCCGGGAGUGGAUCUUACGGCAACAAAUGGAUAGAAAUAAACAUUAUUUGUCUCCCAAAGAUACAAAAAUACCCGGUGAUUAUUCUUAUCGGUCACCACGUGAUAACCCGUCAUACUCUCUAACAAAAAUGGCUGACUCCGAACCUCCGGUUUACCAUGCCGCGGAACCCGUAUAUCCAGUGGAUUCGGUGCAACGUCCGAUAUUUGCUAGACACCCCGAACUUCCGGUAAUCCCUAGUAAACCGAGGUAUUAUACUCAUGUUCCACUCCCUGAACACGUAGAACGUGUAGGACAGACGGACGGAUUUGAUGCCGGACGAGAGGACGCCCGUAACAAACGAGCAUCAGUUUUAAACAGAGUUGAGAAACUUCUAAACGAUAUGAAUCGGCAAAUGAACGAAGGUGAUAUUAUUUUAAAAUCGAAAUCAAAACGAGGUCAUAAGACGGAGUAUGUAAAAAGGAAAGAUGAUACGGAUUCCGGAGAUGAUAAUUACGUAUUUGUGAAAACAACUGUUACGCCGACCCCAGCAUCAUACGCGGAAUCCCAGUCUGAUGUCGAUGUUACUCUCCCAAGUCUUCCUGCCAGUUCCCUAGGGACCCAUGGAGCGUCCCGUCUGUCCUUUCCGUCUGGCGUGAAGGAAAACUCACGAUUGAUGACAUGUCGUCUGCCUUUGUUUGCUCAGUGCAUAAAUGUCAAAGGUCAAGGUCAAUGA